Molecule: messenger RNA, 4385 nt
Organism: Mya arenaria
Lineage: Eukaryota; Metazoa; Mollusca; Bivalvia; Myida; Myidae
Product: hemicentin-2-like
Exons: 17
Coding region: 88-3252 (1054 amino acids)
Biological process (GO): cell-cell adhesion
Cellular component (GO): cell-cell junction
Molecular function (GO): cell adhesion molecule binding
Source: RefSeq, a predicted model, not a curated record
AAAGUUAGAAAAUUGUACGCCGUUUACAAACACUGUUCAUUGCUUUCUUGAUGCUUAAGUACAUCGCUAUGAUUAAUUAGAAAAGCUAUGCGGGAUGAUAUUUCUAUGAAGGUCGUCGGAUGGAACGUCCUUCACUUACUGCUGACGAUUGCCGGUACGCAAGGUGCGUUGAUGAUGACGUCCGACAAACCGUAUGCACAACUUCAAGGUGAAAUAACGUUAACCUGCAACACGAGUGAGAAUGAUGUUUUGAUUGUGUUUAAUAAAAACAACAACUAUGUGGGACAAUGCAACCAAAUUUAUUGUAUUACAUCGAAUUCAAACAAGUUUGUUGUGAACAUAAAUACAGCGCCUGUUGGAUACAACAUAUUCACCUUAACGGUGAAAAGAUUUGAGGUGAACGACGAAGGCUAUUAUUCUUGCCUUCACUCGCAGAAAAUACGAAUCACAUACGCAGUUGAUAUCAUAUCAGUGACGCUUACUCCAAAGACGGACCCUAUAUCGGUGAUUGAAAAUGUCCCACAACGUUUCCGCUGUGUGACAUCAUUGUGUCGUCCGGCUGCAUCAAUACUGUGGUUUCUUGGCUCCACUCCGCUUACUGCUGGAACUGAGUCCAACACCUCAAAUGAUGUCACUACCAGUACACUUGAAUACAUCCCGCAGAAAAACCAUCAGAACAUGCAAAUCUUCUGUCGUGGAGAAAAUGGUGGUCAACUACGCACAUCUGACCAACCCAGGCUAAACGUUCUUUAUGCGCCAAGUGAACCAGUUUGUAAACUAGGUGGAUUAGCUUUGUCCUCUGCUGUAGCAGUAAGGGAAUUCGGGGAGUUUCGCCUAGACUGCAGCAGCGACGGAAAUCCGUCACCGAGUUAUUCCUGGACGCACCCUGGGGAUGGACCAUCUACCCCUCUCGUCAUGAGCAGCAUUCAUAGAACACACGAUGGAAUAUUUAGGAUAAUAGCAAGCAGCCACUUAAUUCCAUCAAAUCAACAGGCAGUUAAUCUCACAAAGAAAACCAAUGUCAACGUCGAUGUUCAAUAUCCACCGGAUCCACCGAGCUGCAAGGUUCGUAGGACUACCAUAUUAUCAAACAUCGUAUCCGCAAUAAGGGGACAUACUAUUACAAUCAGCUGUUCCUGUGAUAGCAACCCACCAUCUAGAUACUCGUGGUCUGUUACCGGAGUUUCCGCUUCAACUUCUGGACAAAGGCUUCACCUGCUCGUGCAGAACGCGACUACGAUAACGUUUACCAUGGAAAACAGCAUGAUGUUUACAAACGGGAGUACUGAACAGGGGAGACGUAAUUCGUCAUUCGACGUCAAUGUUCUUUAUCCACCGGAUCCACCGAGCUGCAAGUUUGGUAGGACUGCCAUAUCAUCAAACAUCGUAUCUGCAAUAAGGGGACAUACUAUUUCAAUUAACUGUUCCUGUGAUAGCAACCCGCCAUCCAGAUACUCGUGGUCUGUUACCGGAGUUUCCACUCCAACUUCUGGACAAAGUCUUCACCUGCUCGUGCAGAACGCGACUACGAUAACGUUUACCAUGGAAAACAGCAUGAUGUAUACAAACGGAAGUACUGAACAGGGGAGACGUCAUUCGUCAUUCGACGUCAAUGUUCUUUUUCCUCCCGUGGUUAAGCCUCUGACAAACGUCAUGGUACUUGAACGAGGCAGUGUUUCUGUGGCUUGUCAUGUCACUGCCGGGGUUCCGAACAAGACAGAGUUUAAAUGGGUGAGAAUGUCUGAUAUGACCCCUAUCUCCAUGGAGCAGACACUUAACAUCGCCAAUAUUGAUCGAAAACAGGCUGGUAACUACACGUGUAUAGCUUCAAACCUCAUGCGACCUACAGGAUGUGACGCAACCGUUGGAAACAGUAGCAACACAAUCAACAUUGAUGUACAAUAUGAGGCAGAAGUGACGGAUUUUACAUUAUCGAAUUUUAAUCACUGGCAAAACCUUGAAGUGGAUGAAAACACACAAGUCACUUUUUAUUGCAAAGCUCAGGGUAAUCCCUUAUCAAAUAUAUCGAUGUUUAAAGAACACCAAGAUAUAAGGACUACCAGCAACACAAGUGAUUUGGAAUUCACGAUCAGCAAAAGUGUUUGUGAGGACGAAGGCACCUACCAGUGUACAGCACAAAAUACACACAAUACUCAAGCUGAUAUCAGGUCCUUGACGCUAUUUGUAAGAUGUGCGCCUCGUGCAUCGACAUUGGCCCCAAGACACCAGAACAUUACAAGCGCUAUCGGAGAGCCGGCAGUAUUAACUCUAAGGCUAGUAGCUUUUCCACGACCACGAGUGGCGGACUUUACUUGGGAAAACGAUGUUUCAGCUCAUGAUACGUGGGUAAUCGUUCGUAAUGACGCAAACAUCGACAUACUUAUUUCUGAAGACGGACUUCAAACUCAAUUAUCCUUUAGUUCCGUAAAGCAAGACGAUUUCGGGUAUUACCGCGUCCAUGUCAACAACGAACUUGGAAAUUACACUGAAACGUUUAGACUGCAGGCGCAAGUUAUGACUGAGUUUACCAUCUCCGGUAAUGGCACGGGGACUGACGGGGCAUCGGUGCGUCAGGGUGAAAACUUAAAGCUGAUUUGCUCCUCGUCAAGAAACGAUAUUGGUUUUGUAGACUGGUACAAAACUCGACGCGGUUAUAGUGACAACUCAACGCCACCUUCAGUGUCAAUUAAAAUGGAUUCAGGAGGAACAUGUCGCUUUAACCAGAUUUACCCAGUUCCUGCCAACAUGCACUGUGGCUGUGUAAGCAUAUCCCAGUACAUGUGUACUCUCAUCAGUGUGGAGGCGGACAUGAGAGGAGAGAUGUGGUGGUGUAGAUUUGCAUACGGUACUGAAUUGUCGUCUACGUUUUCUUCAACUAAUAAGCUGACUAUUGAUGUGACAGGCGAACAGGCAGAAUCUCAGGGUGCAGUAAUUGGUGGAUCCAUCGGUGGUGGAAUUACUGCAGUUUUACUUAUCAUUGGAGUGGUUUUCAUUGUGAAAAGGUUCAGAACAUCAGGACAAGGAAAUAAUAGAUCUGGAACAGACGUAACCGGAUGUAAUGCAGCACAGACGUACGAUGAGUUGUCAAUGAGGACAGAAACAUCGGUUUAUGAUGCGCUUAGAAAUGGAGACAAUGGACCCGAGAAUUCUCCGGUGUACUCGCAGUUGGAUGAGUCAAAAUCAUCACAGUCGGACGUGUACUACAAAAAUGUCCAGAAAGAGAAUCCCGUUUACAGCAAUACUAUGCUGUAGAACCCGGGGACCAACAGUGCUUUAAAUGGAUAAUUGGAUAAUUGAAAGUCUCAGAUAGUUAGACGAUGUGAUGAUUUGCCUUUUUACAAUAUCAUUUUCAUUUGGCCUGGCUUAUGUUAGAGUGGUUGCCUGUAGGUAAGGAUCGACCCAAUCAUAUGAGCGACCAUGUCUUUACUGUGUCUGAUAUUGUCAAAAAAUAUAUUACUACUCAAAAUAACAGGAUAAAUCAAGUUCCCUCUCCUGGCAAUACUUUCCCAAAGACUAUUUCUAGCAAGCUUUAGUGAAAAAAAUAAACAAUAACAUUUUUACCAAGUACACAUUGCUAUACCUUGCUGUAAUUCCCAUGUUCAAUUGUAUGCCAACUAGCGGAACCCUGUGCAUGUAGACUGGCGUAUAAUAUACAGCCGGGACUAUUUGAUGAUUUCAAUGUAAACAGUGCUCUAAUCCAUCUUAAUUUUUGUAAUUGCAUGAAUAUAAACGGCUUUAUAAAUACUUUUCCCAUGUGUUACCUAUUUUGUUUUGUAUGUUUAUUUUUCAUUUGUUUUUGUUAUCAUGUACCCGACUUUAAAUAAAGAUUGUUGUAUCUUGUGUUGGCGGAUUCCCCCGUGUUCCCCAGUAUUCAGUGUUUGUAGAGAUCAAAAGCCAGCGUUAUAAUCAUAAAAAAUAACUGUUAUGUUUACUGAUACAUCGUAAUAGUACUCUAAAUAACAGGAUAAUUUGAGUUCCUCCUCUUAGCAAUACAUUCCAAAGACUUUUUCUAGCAAGCUUUAAUUAAAAAAUAAAAAAAAAUCAUUUUUACCAACUCCACAUUGCUAUACCCCGCUGUUAUUCCCAUGUUCAGUUGUAGGUCAACUAGCGGAACCGUGUGCAUGUAGACUGGCCGUACAGCCGGGACUAUUUGAUGUUAUCAAUGUAAAUAGUGCUUUAUUCCAUCUUACUUUUUGUAAUUGCAUGAAUAUAAACGGCUUUGUAAAUACUGUUUCACAUGUGUUUCCUAUUAAGAUCUAUAUGCUUUUAUUUCCAGGUCACCAGCUCACUUUGUUUUGUAUUUAUAUGUUAUAUGCUUGUUUAUUUUUUAUGUCUGUAAAUAACUCAUUUAGCUUGUUUUUUUGUUAUCAUAUACCCGACUUUAA